Mycetomoellerius zeteki is the source of this 4341-nucleotide messenger RNA. It is a transcript of the gene Rich, whose product is annotated as guanine nucleotide exchange factor subunit Rich. NCBI's taxonomy places the organism in Eukaryota, Metazoa, Arthropoda, Insecta, Hymenoptera, Formicidae. The transcript has 12 exons. Gene Ontology annotation, cellular component: Golgi membrane; cytosol; Ric1-Rgp1 guanyl-nucleotide exchange factor complex. The record is from RefSeq and is a predicted model, not a curated record. Gene Ontology annotation, molecular function: protein binding. The coding region runs from base 18 to 4268 and encodes 1416 amino acids. Gene Ontology annotation, biological process: intracellular protein transport; retrograde transport, endosome to Golgi.
GCUUUUUCGCGGAAAACAUGUUUUUCCCCGUAGGAUGGCCGCGGGUUCUCAACACCUGCGAGCAGGGCAAAAUCAACGCUGUGGUGUGCAACAGAGACAAAAUUAUGUUCGCCGUUCUUACCGCGGACUCUCUUGUCAUCUGGUACUGCAAGCCCUGUGUACCAAUUGUAUUUAGCAGACGGUCUGCAAAUUCUUUGUGGCAACAUGGUGAGAACGUCUUGGUGCAAUGGAGACCAGACUCGAGUAUGCUGGUUAUUGCAACAUCGGACAGCUACCUGCUGUUUUACAAACUUUCAGACAACAGUGCGGAGGGCCGGGGACUUUACGAACAACGAGAUUCACCAGUUACUAGUUUGAAACGGGAUAGUGCAGAAUUAUUUAUUAAAGAAGUCAUUCCAUCUCUCAUCUUGAGUUUCGAAAAGUCGGCUUGGAUCGACGGUGGGAUCAGUUCAUUAGUUUGUAUACGAGAUGAGCUUAUGGUAGCGACCAAAACUAGCCACGUGGUACGCCAUAAAUGGGACGGCACUAUGAAUCGCGACUAUUCUUUAGAUUUGAGACGUAUACCGUUCAGUAUUGAUCAGCAAAUUUCCACAGUGGCUGUACCACUUACAGAGAAUAACAUUUAUGUUACUGAUAUUGAAUAUUCGCCUCUCGUUGGUGGUUUUGCUAUCGUGUUGAAUAAUGGCAAAGCUGCAUUUCUCACUGCUCAAUCUUUGAAAUUUGAUCCUAAUCAAGUACAAGGAAUCUGGGCUCAGGAUUUGGAUGAUGCUACAUGCGCUGCUGUUAAUCAUAAAUAUCGGCUAAUUGCCAUUGGUAGACAAAAUUCCGAAGGUGUUGUAUAUUAUGUUGAUGAGACAACUGGCGGUUUAGAGAUGUCGCAUACGUUGAGUCUAUCUUCCAAAGAUUACCCAGGUCGACCGGGUAGCGUUAAGUGUCUCAGAUGGACACCCGACAGUUGUGCAAUCGCUCUCGCUUGGGAAGGCGGCGGUUUAGCACUGUGGAGUACCUUUGGUGCCCUGUUGCUCUGUAGCUUGAAAUGGGACUACGGCCUACGCGUAGAUUUGACACACGAUAAUCCUUUGCAUAUCCAUACAAUGGAAUGGUCUGCGGAGGGCUAUCAGCUAUGGAUGCUGCGAGAAUCUCCAGGAUCUUUGGUUACCAACGAAAACGGCAAUAAAGCCACCAAUUUAAGUCGCUCUCUUAUUCAAUUGGAUUUCGCUAAAAGUCCUCUGACUAUCAACCCGUGCAUGGGCCAUCACGGACAUUUGUAUCUUCAAGGCGAGGAUAGACUAUAUUUAAAUUUAGGAGCCGGAUUAUCUUCGACCGCUUCGGGUUUUCAUCUUGCUGCCGAAAUGCCCAACGACAGUAUGCUUCAGACACUUGCCGGCUGCAAACAAUGGCUCGUUGUGCCUAUUCCGACUGCGUACAGCGGUUCCAAUUGGCCAAUUCGGUAUACUGCAAUAGACAGCGAAGGUUUGAGUCUUGCAGUGGCCGGUCGAACAGGAUUAGCACAUUAUUCCUUACCCUCGAGAAAAUGGAAGUUAUUCGGUAACGAGAGUCAAGAGCGGGACUUUAUAGUAACUGGAGGAUUGCUAUGGCAUAAAGGAUAUCUCAUAGCUAGCAGUUAUUCUAUAUUAGACGAUAAAGACGAGAUUAGAAUUUAUCCACGCGAUACUCGACUUGAUAAUAAUUAUGUCAAAAGUGUCAGGAUGCCCUCGCAGGUGCUAUUACUGAAUACGACGAAAGACAGACUUUUAACUUUCUGUGCCAAUGGUCAAAUUAGUAUCUAUGAUAUGGUGUUACAAAAUAGCGUAGAAGCCGGUGGUAUCGAAUUAACGAGGAUACAAACAGUGGACAUUAGUGGACUGUGCGUACAUCCCGCUUGCGUAGUUAGCGCCACUUUGACUUCGAUUCGCGCGGAGACUGCUGGCAGUCAUCCUCAUCCUGAGAGUCUUCUGUUGAAUGUCUCCGGACGCCUUCUCAUGGUUCAACGUGAACAUUCUACUGACAAUUCGGAAACUCUUUUCACAUGCGGCGCACCAACAGUAUUAGCGUCCUACGUCGAGAAUGUUUGGGUUCCAUCACGUUCAAGGAGGGAUAAGCCACAUUUAACCGAGGCUUUGUGGUUAUUUUGUGGGGCUCACGGCAUGCGAGUUUGGUUGCCUCUAUUCCGUAAUCAUCAGGAGAAAGCACAUGCUUUUAUGAGCAAGCGGAUCAUGCUACCAUUUCACUUGCGCAUUUACCCAUUGGCGAUACUCUUUGAAGACGCUAUUCUACUGGGAGCCGAAAACGAUACUGUGUUGUUCACGUCGGACACUAAUUCGCCUUUUUCACUGCCCUUCAAUUUAUUGGAGCUUACGAGUCAAGUAUAUUUACAUCAGAUUCUACGUCAAUUAAUACAUCGGAACUUAGGCUAUCACGCGUGGGAAAUAGCGCGUUCGUGCUCCGCGUUGCCAUAUUUCCCGCAUUCGUUGGAACUGUUGCUUCAUGAGGUCCUCGAAGAAGAAGCGACGAGCAAAGACCCUAUUCCAGAUGCUCAGUUACCGUCCGUCGUGGAAUUCAUCCGCGAAUUUCCCGGUGUUUGGGCCAGAGCCGUCGUACAAUGCGCUCGCAAGACCGAAAUCGCACUUUGGCCGUAUCUGUUCUCCGUAGCCGGUCCACCAAAGAAGCUAUUGCAAGAUUGUUUACAACGUCAGCAACUCGAUACCGCCGCUAGUUAUUUAAUUAUUCUACAAAAUUUAGAGCCAUCUUCCGUCAGUAGGCAGCACGCCACGUUACUGUUAGAUGCUGCGCUAGAACAAGGUAGAUGGGAACUAUCAAGGGAUCUUGUGAGAUUCCUUAGAGCAAUCGACCCAAAUGACGUGGAGUCACCACGUACAUCGUGGAGUGGUAGUGCGAAACUGGUAGGCCCUCCCCAGACUCCUCCUCUUUCUCCGCAUGAGGACGAUCUGGCCUUAGUCUUGGGUACUAUGCAGGUUUCGAGAAGCCGCAGUUACAGUACCACAGUUACGCCUAAAGUGCAAUCUGAGAAAGAUGUCGCGCCGUCUUCUAUGUUAGAGAAAACCCGUAACGUUGUUAUGAGACGAAAGAAAUCGGUUCCAACAGCAAAAUCUAGUGAGAAAACUGAAAAUAAGGAAGGAUCGGCAGAAGAGUUCUUCAUUGAUGUGAUCUUGCAACGUCAUGCCCGGCGGCUGCUGUCAGCUCGCCGCUUGAUCGAUUUGGGUAGAUUCGCAGCACGUCUUGACUUCCAUUUAGUGACGUGGUUCGCUCGAGAGCGUGAUAGAGCAGCAAGAAUCGAUGAUUAUGUAGGCACGUUAAAAGCAGUCCACGAAGACUUUGCAUUUCCAUAUCCGAUGCUUUCGUUGCCAACGCUGCAGAAAUUUCGGAGAUCUAGCCUCACUUCUUUACACUCCAUAAUAUCCGAUGACGAAACCUUGUCUCCGAACUUGAUCGUCGACGUACCUGACAGUGGAUAUACUAGUCUUCCAAGUGGUAGGCCACCGUAUACAACAUUGGUCUCACCCGUCGCUAGCUUAGAGACGCAAUUUCCAACCGCGGAAGCCAAAUUAACGCCGAAUCUGAUAAAUGAUGCCAAUAGUGUUCUUAGUGAUACUAGUACUAUCUGGAGAGACGAUGCAGAAUCUAUGGUUGGCUCUGUGUGUUGGGUGUCACCGGAGUCAGUGGGAUCUACAGAAAUCAAUCCAGCCUCAACUUCCGCACCAAUCGGUCGAGCAGAAGUACAGCUCAGGUAUUUACUACAGUUGUUUCUUGAAGGCAGUUGUCUAGGAUGGGCAGCGGUUGUAGCUACCGUCCUUCGAGAUGCAGCGGCCAUGGCUAGAACUGUCAGAACGGCACACGCACCAAUGCAAACUUUUGAUUCUAUAAUCAAUCUAAGAGAUGGAUUGCUUACUUUAACCAAAUGGUCUCAUUCGGAAUGUUUAGGAUAUCGUCCUUUUAUGUCAAACAUCCAAAGUCAGAUAUUGUUGUUGAAUCGACUGAUAAUAAUCAAGCAACAACAGGAACAGGAACAAAUACCAGAAAGUCCUUCCCCAAGUCCAGCUCCAUCCGCUAGCAGCAAUCAGCGCGGUACUCUCUCCCGUUCAAGACACUCUUCGAUCAGUCAUGCUUCCAAUACAGCUCCGCUCGAAGAGGACCGCCCGCACGAAUCACUCUUGACCGUCGAGGAGUCAGUAUUUCAUGGAAGUUACAAUAAUAAUCUCAAUGUCACGGAGGACACAUCGCCACAGAGCGCUUGCACAAUCUCUUAAAGGUGCUUCAUGAAAAACUAAGGCUGUCCACUUCAUUAUGUAUUUUACAUACCAAAUGGAUUUUUUCAGGUUA